ACGCAGGGCUGUCACUGAGCAUGAACUGAAACCACAAGAAGAAGUAACUUUAGAGGCGUAACUAUACAGGACAAUAGUGUCUAACACAAGUGUGUAAGGAAAAGCUGCAAGCUUUUGGGGAGAGAUUGGACACAUUACAUUAAGCUUUGGAUGACAGUGAACAAUUUACAUUUAAACAGCACAGGAAGAGGAGAAAGUGAAAAAACAUGGGAAGGAAAAGAGUCUGAUAAGCUGGCAAGGCAGUGUGGGAUAUAAGUGUGCAAUACACUGCUGGUUAUCCACUGGGGAACAGCCAGAGUCUUUGCCUGUGCUGGUGGCUUUGUGCUUCAGUGCACCUGUGCUAAACUGAAUACUGGCUUGUAGCCAAACAUCUCUGCACAGCACUGGAUUCCUUGAUAUAGCUUCCUGCUUUGGCUUGUUAUGAUCAGUAAGUUCCGGACAGCAGUGUCAGGGCUGGUGGGAUCGUGGUAUAACAAACACAGUGCAGAGCCCAGCACCUGUACUGCUGAGAUGGAGCACCCAAACCCAGGAAACCAAAACCCUUGCACACUUUGUAGACCAACCUUUCUUAAUCUAUCUCCAGAGGAGCUACAGGAGUCAGGGGACCACUCCAUCAGGAAAGUAUUAACCUUGAAGAGACCUGCAGAACUACCUUGGGGGACCGGUUAUGCUGAAGUGGUCAAUGCUGGAAAAAGCCAACAAAAUGAAGACCAGGCCUGCUGUGAAUUUGUAACAGUAGAAAAACGAGAUGGUAAACUUAGUGAUUGCAAAGAACCUCAAGAUCUGAAAAUUGUCACAGGAAAGAAGUGCCUCAGUCAGGAAGAUAAAGGUUUCUUGUUUUAUUACUGGGGAUUGUUUGAUGGCCAUGCAGGAUGUGGAUGUGCCAUAGCUGCUUCUCGGCUCUUACACCUCCACAUCUGUGAUCAUUUGCGGGACCUGGUACAUAUUAUACCACAUUCAGCAGCUGCUCCUUUAAACCUUGAUCCUGGCACAAGAAUAGACCACAUCGCUGGUGUCAAAACUCCAGAAAAUGCACAGCCGCCGGAAGUUGCAGUCCGCUUUCACCUUGAAAAGCAAGUUUUUCCUGAGAGUCUUGUCGUUGGUGCCAUUGAAAAUGCAUUCAAAGAGAUGGAUGAACAGAUUAAAAAAGAAAGAACUACAUACAAAAUUGAAGGAGGAUGCUGUGCUCUUGUUGCCGUCUAUUUAAUGGGCAAGUUAUAUGUAGCCAAUGCUGGUGACAGCAGGGCCAUAAUCAUUCGACAAGGGGAAACCAUAUCGAUGUCACAAGAAUUUACUCCAGAAACAGAAAGGCAGAGGCUCCAGUUCCUAGCAUUCUUGAAACCAGAGCUAUUGGGAAACGAAUUCACGUAUUUGGAAUUUCCUCGGAGGAUACAGCAGAAGGAACUCCGAAAGCGGAUGUUGUAUCGAGACCACACAAUGACAGGCUGGGCCUAUAAAACAAUUGAAGUAGAAGACAUGAAGUUCCCACUGAUUUAUGGAGAAGGGAAAAAGGCAAGAGUUAUGGCCACUAUUGGUGUCACACGAGGGCUUGGGGACCAUGAUCUCAAGGUGUAUAACUCAAACAUCUACAUCAAGCCUUUCUUAUCCUGCAUUCCAGAUGUGAGAGUUUAUAACUUGGCAGAAUGUCAGCAUAGCCCUGAUGAUGUCAUGGUAAUGGGAACAGAUGGGUUAUGGGAUGUCAUUAGUGACAAAGAAGUGGCUGAUACUGUGAAAAGAGUGUUUUCUUCACCUGCCACCGACAUACAGAACAGGUAUAACAUUGCAGCAAAAGAGCUUGUCCUUCAAACCAGAGGAAUUCUACAAGAAAACUGUUGGAGAUUAUCUAAUGGGACACUGGCAUCUGGAGAUGACAUAUCUGUGUUUGUUAUUCCUCUAGCUGGCCUAGAAGCUGAAUAUAAACACCAGUAGAGGACACAAUGGCUCUCGGUUUUGUUACUGUCACAGCAUAAUAUAUAUAUUGCAGGAGCUACACAUACAAAGCACUUUGAAAGACACUUUUAAUCCUAAAUGUUUAGAUGUUUUAUUAAAACAUACAGAUAAGAUAAAGGAACAUAGAAGUAUGCCCAAGUGCUUUUACUGGAAUUCAUGUAAAAUAAGCAGUGUUAGAUGGAACAGAAAUGAAAGAUAUAUUUAUAUCACUAUUACACUAGAGGAUUAAUCAAACAAAAGUCUGAUGUAUUGGGGAAUAAAGGUUUAUUUUGAAGACAGGCCUUUUUUAUCUAUGGGUCAGGCUUCAAAAACGGGUCCCUAUUCUGUUUAGGUUGGUUCUUCAUAAUCCCACUUAAUAAUCUUAAAUAGUUUCCUGCUAUAGAAAAUAGAAGUCAAUAAAUUGCUGGUUUAGACCAUUUGAAUAACAGUCUUUCUAUUAAAAAAAAAACAAAAAACACCAAGGCCAACGUGUACAUUUAUUACAUUGAAUAGCCAACCAGUGCAAAUAAAGAUAUAGGGACGUGA
Xenopus laevis (African clawed frog) is the source of this 2475-nucleotide messenger RNA. It is a transcript of the gene ppm1j.L, whose product is annotated as protein phosphatase, Mg2+/Mn2+ dependent 1J L homeolog. Gene Ontology annotation, molecular function: protein serine/threonine phosphatase activity; [pyruvate dehydrogenase (acetyl-transferring)]-phosphatase activity; metal ion binding. Bases 421 to 1929 code for a protein of 502 amino acids. The record is from RefSeq and is a predicted model, not a curated record. The transcript is spliced from 10 exons. Lineage: Eukaryota; Metazoa; Chordata; Amphibia; Anura; Pipidae. Gene Ontology annotation, cellular component: mitochondrion.